AUGACUGAAUGUGGUACCUCCGGCAUCGGAGGUGUGGUGGCAGAAAAGGUGAAAACCCUAGGAGUAACCUUAGGGAGCAAUAGAAAAGCAGAUGUGGACACGAAAUGUCGUCUUGCUAAUCCUGCUAGAGUCACGUUGUGCACCAACUGUUCUGUGACAGUGACUACAACGUCUGUAGCCGACAGUGGAAUGUCCCGUUUUGCCGCCGUCGCUUUGUUGGUUUUGCUGGAGUCCGUUUGUGGUGAUCCUGGACAUCGACACGUUGUCGCCAUUCUUCAAGUCGGCAAUGGUGGUCAGUUUGGGGAUUGGCAUCCAGCACAAUACUGUCCAGAACAAACGUAUGCCGUCGGAUAUUAUAUUAAGGUUGAGCCGCACCAGAGCGGUGGUGAUGAUACAGCACUCAACGGCAUAAUACUAAUAUGUCUGAGGAGUGGUGGUGGUACAGUUUAUUCUGGUGUUGGACCAUGGGGCCUUUCGUACAGCGCGAAGUUUUGUCCCGAUGCUCAAGUGAUGGUGAAAUUUAUACUAAAAGUCGAACCGUAUCUGGGUGGUUGGGAAGAUGACACUGCGGCUAACGACGUCGCUUUCAUGUGCGACUAUCUUGCGAACAGAGCAGGCGCUGCAAGUUUCAUUCAAGCUGAAGGAGGCGGAAGGUGGGGCUCUUGGUCUCCAAACUGGAGCAACACGUGCCCGGAGCACUCGGGCAUCUGUGGAAUAACAACCAAGAUCGAAUCUCCCCAGGGACUUGGAGACGAUACCUCGCUCAAUGACGUCAAGUUUUUUUGUUGCGACGACUAAGGCCUAAAAACGCUGUUUGUGUUCACUUACCCGACCGACCCUAAGUUUCGGUAUCGACCUUUACUUUUUUGGUAUUCCAGGUUGAGUUUUCAAUCUUUUUGGCUACCCUCGAUCUUGUUUAUUAACUUUUAAAUAAAAAAGAAGAUUUAUUGCAAAGAAAUUAGGAACAGUUAUGUCAUUGGGUUCCCGUUUAAAGGUUUGGAAUAACUUGUGUAAAGUAAAACAAUUUAACGAAACAAAAUGGUUUGGCCGAUCUACCUACCCUUUUUUAUAUGUUAUUUGAACACAAACGACUUAUUUGUUUUGGCCAUAUGACAUGUAGCGUGCAUGGCAAAUUUCUCACUAACUUAUUAUUUGAACUCCAUAAUAAAACAGUGUAACCGUUAUAUUCAAACAUGUACAUAUUUGGUAGUGCCCCGUUCGUUUAUCGGAUGAUAUUUUUGUUUAAUACAUAUUUCUUCAACAUAUACUAAAUACGUCCACGUUUUUUAUAAACACAUCGUUAAAACGACCUUUUUCAUUUUAAUUGC
Messenger RNA from Dreissena polymorpha, 1328 nucleotides. Its product is annotated as vitelline membrane outer layer protein 1-like. The record is from RefSeq and is a predicted model, not a curated record. The transcript is spliced from 5 exons. Lineage: Eukaryota; Metazoa; Mollusca; Bivalvia; Myida; Dreissenidae. The coding region runs from base 1 to 798 and encodes 265 amino acids.